CAAGUCAACCACCUGCAACAUUAUUAUCAUCACAAACAGCAUUAUUCCUCCAACUGCCAAAAUCGCUAAUCUCCAAAUUAGAGUUACAUCAUUCCUUGCUCAGUGAAUUGUCCGUUCAGUCCCCCAAUGGCGGAGCCGUACGGAACCAACGGCGGAGUCCACGUGGCCGUCAUCGACAACGACGGCGAGGUCCACACCAAACGGGAGGAGACUCUCUACGGCGUUUUCCACCGUCUGAUCAUUGAGAUCCUCUUCCCCGGCUCCACCAGUGCCGGCGCUGCUGCUCCGCUGUUUCACCGGAUCAAAACCUCCCUAGCCAAGAACGUUCCGCUGCUUCGCGAAGCUUCUAGAAACAGUGGGCGGAACGUUCUUCUGUGGACUCGGAGAGGGAGUCCUCUCCGUGCACUUCUGGUCAUCUCUGUUGGCACAAUUACUGCUGUUGCCUUGACAGGAUUGCUUGUCUUCAUGCUUUUCUUCGUGGCAGCAACUUUCAAUGCCGUUGUUAUUUCUCUCCUACUGUCUUUGGCAGCUGCCGGAGGAUUCUUGGCCAUUUUCUUUGCCUGUGUAACAGCUAUAUACAUUGGAGCAUUAUCAGUGGCUGUUUUUGUUAUUUCUGCCACAACAAUAACUGCAAUGGGAGCUGUUCUGUUAACUACAGGUUGGAUUGGAUUCUUUUGGAUCGUGUUGCUGGCAACAAAGAAAUCUCUGGGCCUUGCUAAGAAGUCAUUCGAUGCGACUGGUUCAGCGCUUGCAGCUUACUCUUAUACUAGGCAUGCUCGCCAUCAUUCAGCAAUCGAUAAGGUAGAUUGAAGAAUAAUAAAAAAAAUAAAGUGUCUGAUUGAAGCAUAUGCCAGGUUUCCAGACCCUUGUUGAGAUAUAUGACAAUGUCGUUUCUUAUCUACAGUUUGAUGCAUAUUUGUUGGAUUAUUGUUAAGGCAAGGUAGGCGGGGUAUUGUAUAGGUUUUCCCAAGUUUGUCUAUUUUCUUGUCCAUAUAAAACUACUAUAUAUCGGCCUCUUUUGUAUAAUAUAUGUGUUGCAGAUGUUAAAUUGCACAGAACAUAGGCAUAAUGCCGUAUAUAUUAAACACAACCACUCUUCCCUCGAGGAGUUGUGAUCUGUUCAUGUA
Molecule: messenger RNA, 1127 nt
Organism: Pyrus x bretschneideri (Chinese white pear)
Lineage: Eukaryota; Viridiplantae; Streptophyta; Magnoliopsida; Rosales; Rosaceae
Exons: 3
Coding region: 127-810 (227 amino acids)
Source: RefSeq, a predicted model, not a curated record